This is a messenger RNA of Peronospora matthiolae, 735 nucleotides long. NCBI's taxonomy places the organism in Eukaryota, Oomycota, Peronosporomycetes, Peronosporales, Peronosporaceae. The record is from the annotation of a GenBank genome assembly.
AUGGUCCGCGAGCUCACCGAAUUAAAUUGGCGAGGUUCAACUCCCUCGCGAACUUCACGGAACGAUGCUGUGAAAAUUAAGACCUCCGUCUACUAUGACGAAGGCAAAGAACGCUUUUCGCUGUCGCGCUGGUUCCGAGAGGUUGACACCACUAUCGCCUUGAGACUUCUCGAGGCUCCUCAAGCGAAGGUCAACUUCCUCCUUUCCCGUCUCAGUGGGAAAGUCAAGGAGUGGGCGUUGGAUAAACUCGUAGUGGACGAGUGUGCGUUCCCCACUUUGGAAGCCAUCUAUAACGACCUUCGACUCGCCCUAAAGCCGCCUCAAAAAAGAGAAGCUGGUACGUUCAAGGUUCCUGUACUUGCGACUGGGGCAGACUCGCCUAUCGCUAGAACGCGCGGAGCCUGCCAUAUGGAGAAGGCUUUCGCUAUCUCCCUCCGCGAGGACUUUAAAGUCACCAAGGCCUAUACCAAGCCUUCAGUUGUUACAACUGUCAGAUCAGCGGGCUCGGAACCUAUGGAGAUUGAUGCGAUUGAGUCGUCGGGUGACCGACGACGUGUUACGUCCUACAAGGGCAACGUCCGUAGCGGACGUCAGAUGAUCUGCUUUCGAUGUCGGAUGUCGGGACAUCGCGCGGCUGAAUGUCGCGCGCCAGAACCGAUGUCGGUGCAUGCGACGGACACCCGUCAUGAGGGAGGUGCUUCGUUCACUCGUCCAAUAAACGGACGAGAUCAGUAG